Annulohypoxylon maeteangense is the source of this 1111-nucleotide messenger RNA. Its product is annotated as acyl carrier protein. Gene Ontology annotation, molecular function: acyl carrier activity; acyl binding. The transcript is spliced from 4 exons. Gene Ontology annotation, cellular component: mitochondrion. The coding region runs from base 192 to 611 and encodes 139 amino acids. The record is from RefSeq and is a predicted model, not a curated record. NCBI's taxonomy places the organism in Eukaryota, Fungi, Ascomycota, Sordariomycetes, Xylariales, Hypoxylaceae. Gene Ontology annotation, biological process: fatty acid biosynthetic process.
GUCCGCGGGUCCAAGCUCGGAGCGACAUGACGAGAAAUUUAUCAUUUUAAACUUCCUCCGUGCACUGAAGCUUUCAUUCGCCGCACCGCAAACUAAUUCUCAACCGCUCAACCGAUCAACCAUCUCGACGACGACGUCUUCGUUUCUCGCCUCCAGACAAUCGCCAAUUGAGUCCUAUUCAGAUCGCAACAAUGUUCCGCGCAGGGUUCAUCCGCACCGCCGUAACGGCAUCUCGCGCCGCCGCCGUCGCUGCUCGACCUGUUGCCCGAAGAACUAUCGUCCCCGCCAGAGCUGUCUUCGCCCCCGCGCCUAGACUUGCUGCCUUCCAAAAUGUACGGAUGUACUCUGCCGGUGGUGGUUUAGCGAGAAACGAGGUUACAGCUCGCAUCUGCAAGAUCCUAGAGACUUUCGACAAGACCAACGACCCGGCAAACAUCAACGAGAAAGCCCACUUCGCCAACGACCUCGGUUUGGACAGCUUAGAUACGGUGGAAGUUGUUAUGGCGAUAGAAGAGGAAUUCAGCAUCGAAAUUCCGGACAAAGAUGCGGAUGCUAUUCACAGUGUUGACCAGGCAGUCGAAUACAUCUUGGGCCAGCCGAACGCUAACUAGGCUUUCAAUCUUGUACAUUAACAAUUACACCACUCCUAUGGCAAUGGCCCGUACUUAGAAGUUGGAUCCCGCAGCGGUGGUCAUGUAUGCCUACACAUUUCAAGGCCGUAAUGACGGGAUUGGAGACGACCGGGCUGCCGGGGUCGGAUCCUGAUGAGAAAAAGAUAUCAAUGAAGUCGAACACGGCGUGGUUCGGAUCCAUACUCGAUUUCUCGCCGUUGUAUUAGUGUAUAGAUCUUUUCUCUCUACCCACAGGUGUUCUCGGUCCCUAAUCUAACCGUAUGCUGAGACGAUUGCUCCGAGGUUGUCGUCAAUAAACGAUGGGAUUUCGCUAAAAAUAGUGUUAGGUAACUACUUAGGUAUCUAGUAGAUUUGCGGAUCGUGUUGAGGCUAACUGCUAAGCUGGCUCUGCCGCUUAACUAAUGAAAUCCAAUAGCCUGGGAGUUGGAUCCCCGCCAGCGAUUUUCAUAGCCAACUCACAAUUUCACCUAAUAGCUUGA